Messenger RNA from Helicoverpa zea (corn earworm), 2447 nucleotides. Its product is annotated as trichohyalin-like. The coding region runs from base 235 to 2160 and encodes 641 amino acids. Lineage: Eukaryota; Metazoa; Arthropoda; Insecta; Lepidoptera; Noctuidae. The record is from RefSeq and is a predicted model, not a curated record. The transcript has 10 exons.
AUGUCAGUGAAAUCAAGCGUCAAUCAAAUUCAAAUUACAAAACGAAAACGAUUUUAUUUUGAAAUUAAAGUUUUUUUGCAAGUUAUUGAUAGAAAACGCUAUUUAUGGUACCAAAUAUCCGAUAAACUGCAACUGCAUCAGCAGCACUAGUGUUUAUGUUCAAUACAGUCAUUGUACACGCCGAUUUCCCGCGGAAAGUGAAACUUUCGCUGCGAUUACGUUCACAAUAGCACAAUGCUAUCUUCAUCUAAUAUAGAAAGGCUAAUUGCAGAGAAAAGGCAUGAGAUUGAGAGGGAGAAAUUAGUGAUGGGUUUAUCGCCGCCGGUUAAUGAACAAGUCCACCAAAAUGUCAGACAAGACACAGAGGCAGCAGAUGUCAGAAAGCAAGUGAGCUUCACAGAUAUCGGAGAUCAUCCAUAUCACAAUGACUCCACAGACCACCAGAAAGAAAAGAACCUCUCAGACACAACAGCCCAGGAACUUGAUAACAGCAUACCACCAGAUCUAGAGAGAUAUAUUAGGCGCUACGUAGGCUUGCCCGUGAUGUUGAAGGCCGGCGAGUAUUCUCCCAACAACCCGCUGGUGCGAGCGGAACGGGCGCCGGGCGACGCUCUACUCGGGCUCGGCGAGUACGAGCGACGUCGCAACACGCUGCGCAAGAUACGCCAGCAGCAGUACCGGGAGUACUUGGAUCAGCAAGCCAAAAAGAAACAAGAAGCCAAAGAACAAGCGGAAAGAGAGCGUCGUGAGCGGGAGCAGAAGGAAAGAGAGCGAGAAGAGAGGGAGAGAGAGAUACUGCAAGAACGAGAGAGAUAUAGCGCAGAGCGACGGCGCAGCAUCCAAUAUGUGCCAGAGACAACCAGCUAUUCUACCAAUAAACAUUGUUUCAGUAAGGUGGACACGGGAAUCCAAGUGGACGGGUUCUCCUGUCCGCUCUCCGUCGCCGUGCAAACUGAUGACAGCGAUAUGUUCCGGCUGGCGGGUGGGCGGGCGUCGCUCGAGCUGACGCCGGCGGAGCGGGAGCUGUCGCCGCGCGGCGCGGUGGGACACUCGCAGUGGCAGGACUCGCACUGCGCUAGGAGACGCAGCUAUGGAGAUUUUGAUGAGCGCACAUCAACCUUAGUAAAGAAAUCAAACCGAGAUAAGCUAACAUCAGAUCUACGUCACCAGUACAUGCCUUCUAUAUUCGAUGCAGAUGCCAUACAGCUACGGAACUUACAGGCCGAGAAAGAGGCGGCGGAACGUCGUCAGUUCUACCAACAGGAGCUAAAGAACCAAAUACUAGAACAACAGAGAAUUAGAGAAGAAAGGAAGACUAGAGAGAAAAUGUUGGAGCAAGCAGAGAUGCGUCGCCUAGAGGAACAACUGCGCAUGUUACGUGUCGCGCAGGACAGGGAGAUCGGGAAACAGAAAGAUAUUACUGCCUCCAUUAAAGAAAGCUCCACAGACUACCACUCCAAACGUACAGAGUUACAAAGAGAAAUAGAAGCCGAACAACGCAACCUCCGCGCCGCCUCACUCCCACACAAGCCCAACCAGAGACAACUACAACGGAACACUAAUACUUCACGGAGCGAUACCAACCCUUCGAAACUACCCUUCUUCUACCCCUCGUUACAAGAAAGAAAUAACGAAAUCACAGAUAAAAAACCCUACUCAAUGAACAUACCGGACAACUCUAUAUUCUCAGCUAACUACGACGUAGAUAGUUAUUUACGAAGAAAUCUAAACUUCAACAAAGAUAAAGAAAAACCUAAAACGUAUGAAAAAGAUGAUGAUAGCAUCGUUACUUUGCAUGCACCUAAAACAAUUGUUGAAAAGGCCUUAGUUCAUAAUACUGAAGAUAGGUUCGACCGUCCCAUUGAAAAAGAACCGUCCUAUAAGAAAACCAUUGAAAAUGUCGACACACUACCUAUUCCUGUGUUGAGACACUCGCCUAAAACGCAAGGUAGUUCGGAAGAUAGUUCUAAAAUGAGUGAAGCAAUGAAAAAAGUAGAUGAUAAGUGGAAAGUGCCUGCAGUUCAGAAGAAUAUACUGAAAGCUUUGCCAAAUGAGGAAGGGAAAAGUAUGAAUAUAUUGACUCAACUCGGAUCUAUAAGACGGCAGUUGCAACUUGAACAGUUGAGGUUGGAUAAAAUGGUUAAUAAAGAUGAUGUAUGAGGGUUUAGCUUAUAAGCUAGGAAUUGCUUGAAUUAUGUAGGAAAAUUAAGGCACUGGUACUGUGUUUAAAAAAAACAUAUUUUUAAUUUUGAGUUGAUGAUAAAGUUGGUAAUGGAUUCUACAGCAGGUACGGAUAAAUUAUAACAGACUUCUUAUCCAAUUAUUUGUAUAAAUAUGUAAUAGUGCUUUUUUCAAAAAAAAAAAGCAAAAUCUAUACUAAUAUUAUAAAGCUGAAGAGUUUGUUUGUUUGUUUGAACGCGCUAAUCUCAGGAACUACUGGUCCGAUU